AUGGUUCUCGUCCAGGUUUUCUUGCUUGUGCUGUGGUGGGUGCUCACGGCCCGCGCCGUCCCGCUGUCUCUCGCCGCCGCCGGCCCCAUUGUCAACCUGGGCUACGAGCUGCACCAGGCGACCGUGAAUGAAACAGGCGGCUACUACAACUUCUCCAACAUCCGCUACGCCAAGAGCACUGCGGGCGACGGGCGCUUCGCACCCCCCCAGCCGCCAUCGCAGCUGCAGCCAGCACGGCGGCGACUGAACAACGGACAGUCGGCGGCCGUCUGCCCCGGCCGGCGGCCCGCCUGGCUUGACGUAGCCACGCUCUUCGCGGCCGGGCUGAACUACACACAAGCCAACGCCAGCGCGAGCGCGAGCGUCGUCGACCCACGCACGAGCGAAGACUGUCUGCUUCUCGACCUCGUGGUGCCAAAGGCCGUGUUCGACAACGAGCUGAGCGCUCCCGUGCUGGUCUGGAUCCAUGGCGGAGGUUUCGUCAGCGGCGACAAGAGCGAGCAAGGCAACGGGGCCGGCCUGGUGGCGCGCUCGAUGGAACAGGGCAACGCGGGAAUCAUCUACAUCGCCGUCAACUACCGACUCGGUCUUUUCGGAUGGCUGGCUGGCACCGCAUUCGAGGAGCAGUCCGGGACGCCCAAUGCCGGCCUGCUCGACCAGCGGCUCGCCCUGGAGUGGGUUCGGAAUCACGUCCAUCUGUUUGGCGGCGACUCCAACCGCAUCACCGUCAUGGCCGAGUCGGCGGGCGCGGGCUCGACGGUGCUGCACAUGGCCCGUCAGCCGGCAUUGUUCCAGCAAGCCAUCGUGCAGAGCCCCUGGCUGCUCCCUCCGCCGCCAAAGGCACGGCAGGACGCAUUGUAUAGAGAGGUGCUGCAUCUAGCCAACGCGACCACGCUGCUCCAGCUGCGCCGUGCGUCGACGACGACCCUCCAAGCCGCAAACAAUAUGCUCGUUUCUCAGGCUCCGUACGGGACGUUCGUUUUCGGCCCCACCGUUGACCAUGCGCUCGUCGAGGGCUCCCCCGCUCCCCCGCUCGCCGCCUUUCAAAACGACAGCUCCCCCAUCCGCCUCAUGGUCGGCCACAACUCGGACGAGGGCAUCCUCUUCACCCCGCCGCAGGCUCUGGACGAGGGCGCCUUCGAGACGCUGCUCAGCCGAGUCUUGCCCGCAGCCUCGCCCGCCACGCUGUCGCUCCUCGGCACCGAGCUCUACCCAGCCACGUACGCCAGCCCGCUGCGCCGCUACGCAGCCGCGUACGCCGAGGUUUCCGUGACGUGCGCAGCACGCCAGCUGGCUGCCAGGCCCGGCGGCGGCGCGCACGCCUACGUGUGGAGCGUGCCGCCUGGCUGGCACUCGCUCGACCAGGCCUACACCUUUUACGACGGCGCUCCCGACGCCUCGCCCGCCGCCUCCCUGGCCACGACCAUGCAGCGCUACUUCACCAACUUCGCCGCCUCCGGAUCCCCUGACCGGCCUCUGCCCGUGCCCGUCCCCUUCCCCGCCUUCGACGCUGCUGCCCCCACGGUGCUCAACUUCUCCACCACCACCUUUGGCGUGGCGCGGGAUGACGUCGACGCGGAGCGGUGUCGACGUUGGAUUGAUCUAAGCGCGGAGCUUUGGGCUGAGGUUUGA
Messenger RNA from Diplodia corticola, 1632 nucleotides. Its product is annotated as carboxylesterase family protein. The record is from RefSeq and is a predicted model, not a curated record. The coding region runs from base 1 to 1632 and encodes 543 amino acids. Lineage: Eukaryota; Fungi; Ascomycota; Dothideomycetes; Botryosphaeriales; Botryosphaeriaceae. The transcript has 4 exons.